UUUUCAGUAUCAACACAAACUAUAUCAAAAUUUAAUUAAUAAUUAAUUGUCAAUGUUUACCACGUGAAUCUAUUUGUGUUAGGUUAUAAAAAAAUUAAAUUAAACAUGGAAUUAUUUAUUGUUAACAGAUGUGAUGGUGAUGAUAAUGUUGAGGAUGAUAAAAAAACAAAAGAUCAAUCACAAGAUCAUUUAUCAGAAUUAUUUAAAAAAAUUGAAGAAAGAAAAAAACUCAAAGAAAAAACAUCAAAAAAAUUUAAAACUAAUGAAACAUCAAUUGUUGAUAAAAAUUUGAAAAACUUAUCAUUAAAAAAUAAUACAAUUAAUGAUGAUAAUGAUGAUACAAAAAAAAUAAAACUUGAAAAUGAUGCUAGCGAUAUUAAAUUAACAUUAGAAAAUAAUGACGAUGAUAAAAAAAUAAAAAAUGAUGAUUUUAUGGUACUUGGUGUUGCACAAAAUAAAAAAAGACAAAUAGUUAAAAGAGUAUUACCAAAAUGGCUAGCAAAUCCAGAAAUAAUAUCAGCCAAUUUGAGUACUGGUUUGUCAUUGGAUAAUUUUGAUGAUAAAUUAGAUAUUAAAUUAAUAAAUACAUUAAAAUUAAAUGGAGUUGAAAAAUUAUUUCCUGUACAAGAAAGUCUAAUAAAUUGGAUGAAUAAAUGUAAAAAUGAUCGUAAAAUGGGAUAUUGGCCAAGAGACACAUGUGUAUCAGCUCCAACUGGAAGUGGAAAAACAUUGGCAUAUGUUUUACCAAUAAUUGAUCAAUUACAACAGAGGUUUGUUCGUGAAGUGAGAUGCUUGGUGGUGCUACCAGUUAAAGAAUUGGCAUUACAAGUAUUUAAAGUUAUGCAAACAUAUGCAGGACCAACUGAUUUGAGAGUUGGUUUGGUAUCUGGAACAGUAUCAUUUGAAACUGAACAAAUGAAUCUUGUUAAAAAAACUCAAAAUGGAGAAUACAUAAGUAAAGUUGACAUUGUUAUUGCAACACCUGGAAGACUUGUUGAUCAUAUUGAAAAAACAAAAGGUUUUUCAUUAUUAAAUUUGGAAUUUUUAAUAAUUGAUGAAGCUGAUAGAACAACUGAAUGGCUUAAAUAUAUUCCAGAACCACAUAGAUCACCACCAUUGUUGAAUAUUAAAAAUAUAAAAUCAUGUAAAAUACCACCAGCUCAAAAAUUAUUAUUCAGUGCAACACUAUCACAAGAUCCAGAAAAAUUAAGUCGUCUUGGUCUUUUUCAACCAAUUCUAUUUACAUCAGUUGUUAUAACUGAUCGUGAUGAGGAUGUUGAUUUAGAUAAAGAAGUUGGUGAUUUUAUUGGUCGUUAUACAAGUCCACAAGAAUUAACUGAGCGUGCUGUUGAAUGUCAACCAGAAUAUAAACCAGUUGCACUUGUUAAAUUAAUAACAUCUGAGGAUAAAAUUGAAAAAACUCUUGUAUUUACAAAUUCAGGUGAAUCUGCUCAUAGACUAGCAAUACUUGUUGGUUUAUUAUUAUCUCAAAAAAAUAUUAUUGUUGAUGAAUUAUCAGCCCAAUUAUCACCAAAACAACGUACUGAAGUUUUAGAUAAAUUUAAAAAUGGUCAAAUUCAAGUGUUGAUAAGUUCCGAUGCUUUGGCUAGAGGAGUGGAUAUUGCUGGUGUUAAAUUAGUUGUCUCGUAUGAUCUUCCAAAGCACAUAAAGGGAUAUAUUCAUCGUGUUGGUAGAACAGGACGUGCUGGAUUACCUGGUACAGCAAUUUCAAUACUUACAUCCAAUCAAGUCAGUGCUUAUACACGAAUGCUUACAUCUGCCCACAAAGCAUUCUCUGCUGUUGAACAAAUUCAAUCAUUAGAUACAUAUGCUGAAUCUAUUGAUUAUCAAUUGCAUGUUGAGAAACUCAAAGAUAUUAUUGAAAACCAAGCAAUCAAAGUGGCUGAUAAAAUUAAAUCUGCCAAGCGAAAACAUACUGCUAAAAAUUAAAAUAUCAUUUCUUUUUUUUUCUCUUGAUAAUAAAAUCAAUAAUUAUAUAUGAUUUUUUUUUUUUUAUGUAAAUAAAUUUUGAUUAUACAA
Molecule: messenger RNA, 2040 nt
Organism: Aphidius gifuensis
Lineage: Eukaryota; Metazoa; Arthropoda; Insecta; Hymenoptera; Braconidae
Gene: Dbp73D
Product: probable ATP-dependent RNA helicase Dbp73D
Exons: 6
Coding region: 106-1950 (614 amino acids)
Cellular component (GO): nucleus
Molecular function (GO): ATP binding; nucleic acid binding
Source: RefSeq, a predicted model, not a curated record